Messenger RNA from Rhododendron vialii, 3953 nucleotides. Its product is annotated as ubiquitin carboxyl-terminal hydrolase 17. Gene Ontology annotation, molecular function: cysteine-type endopeptidase activity; cysteine-type deubiquitinase activity. The record is from RefSeq and is a predicted model, not a curated record. NCBI's taxonomy places the organism in Eukaryota, Viridiplantae, Streptophyta, Magnoliopsida, Ericales, Ericaceae. The coding region runs from base 435 to 3674 and encodes 1079 amino acids. The transcript is spliced from 11 exons. Gene Ontology annotation, cellular component: cytosol; nucleus. Gene Ontology annotation, biological process: protein deubiquitination.
AAAAAUCCUUCUCUUUAAAGGGCAGACAUGAAAAUCAUCUCAGGUACUGAAGACUUUAUCGCUUAUCCAAACCAAACCAGAUUCCGUGUAAUCUCUCUCUCUCUCUCUCUCUCUCUCUCUCUCUGUAUGUAUAUGUAGGAGUAUAUAAAUAUAUACACACACACCCUAUAAUAUAUCAUAUCUGUAUCGAUAUGUAUAUCUUCCUGGGUUGAAUUUCAUCAACGCCUCAACCACCGCCACAAGAAAUGAUGACGCAAUCGCCUCCAUCUCGUUGCGUUCCCACGAUCCCCCCGAUUCGCGCCUGAGAUCCGCCACCACCUGCAUGUGCCGCCGCCGUGACGAUCGUUGCAGGAAAACCUUCUCCUGUACUUUUGAUGAAACUAGGGCUGUCGAGCUGUGCCGCUGGAUGCAUGUUAUCGUUAGGGCCGAGAUAGAUGCCUUGGGGAGGGGAUCUGGGGUUUUCGUCGUACCUGGUCCUGCUGGGGCUCUUCGUGGGCCCGUUGAUCGCCUUCGUUCUCCGCCGGAAAUGGCGGCGCUCGGUGGCUAGGAGGGAGGAGAUCAGGAGGCUCCUGGUCUUCGCCUCGGAGGAGGCGGCUAGGGCAGAGCUCGAGGCCUCCUCCGCGUAUGUCACCUCUGCCGCAGCUGCUACCGCCGUCGCAUCGGAGAUUUCCCGGUCAGUGCAGUACCAGUGCGCCGUGUGUUAUUGCCCCACCACGACUCGAUGCGCUCGGUGCAAAUCCGUUCGAUACUGCUCUGGUAAGUGUCAAAUUAUUCAUUGGAGACAAGGGCACAAGGAAGAAUGCCGUCCUUUUACCAUUUCUUACCACAUCAAUGACACAGGAGGGGGCUCCAGUCAAAAGGUGUUGAAGCAGGAAGAGGAUGAGAUAUACGGCGGCCGCUUUGUGACCAAUGGGAGGCAGUUCGCUGAGUCAGUUGAAAACUUCCCUGCAGAACAUGCAUGCUUCAAACCAAACGGCUCUCCUAAAGUUUUCAAUGGGAAUGAUGAUAGUGAUGAGUGCCUUUCAGAUGGGGAAAGGACAACUUCCAGUUCAACUGAAACUGAGAGAUCAGAGGCACAUCUAUCCCCUAAUAUUUCCCCCCAUAAGCCUGAAACAUUUUCUGUUAACAAAAUGGAUCAAAACGGGCCACCAUCUUCAAAACUCAACACUUCAAUGGCUUAUGUGGAUUGUCUUACUAGUCCAGGUAACUUGAAUCAGCUGAAACCCAAUGGCACUCAUCACAGUAUUCAGCAUGGUUCAACAAGCUCAUCGGGUUGGAGUGCAGAUGGCACCAACGAAUCUUCAUUUUCUGAGCCUUCUACCCCCUCUUCUGGUUUCUGGGAAGGAACUCUAACUUCCGGUAGGCCCAAAAUUGAUACCCUUGAUGAUUCUAUUCAGUCCAGUUCCAAUGGGGAUGGUAAUGGCUAUAUGAACAAUUCUCGGUCUUGUCGUAGUUUUUCCUUCAACUCUGACAGUCAUCCCGCUCCUCCUACAGAUGUACGACAUACUGAUGCCACUAGAUUUGCAUCAGAUGGUGCUCCUUCAACUACUUUGGGCAUCAAGAAACCUAUUGACGGGGCUACUCUAUCAAAAGAAGUACGUGGCGAUGCUCCAAAGGGCAGAAACUCACCAUUAUUGGUCCCUGAAAAACUUAAUCGUCUGGAUGUUGACACUAGAAGUGAUCGACCUGUAUCUAAAUCCAGAGACCCUAGAGACACAACUUUCAUGAGUAUGCAUCCUCCAAAUGUCAGCAGUAUCCGGUCCUUGAGUCUUGAGAGGUCAAAUCACAUGAUUAAUGGAAUGAAAACUAGUCUGCAUCCAUUGGAAUCUAAAGAAGGUGGAUUCUUAUCACCAACUGCUUCUGUUACUCAUAUUCUUCCGUCUAGUACCAGAAGGUCACUUCAGGGUGCUGUUGCUGCUAGUUCUUCUGAGGUUGGAAGCUUUUCACCAAAUGCUAGAAAUGGCUUGACAACAUCAAUGCGGAAAGUUGUUGACCAGCUCCGAGGCUCUAAAUCCUCACAAGAGCAUCAGUCGGUGGUUGGGAGUGAGAGUGUUGGAAGAUACAAUGCCAAGGGUCUGUUUCCUUAUGAUCAUUUUGUCAAGCUCUACAAUUGGAACAAGAUUGAACUCCGGCCAUGUGGCCUUACAAAUACUGGGAACAGCUGUUAUGCUAAUGCGGUGCUCCAGUGCUUGGCAUGUACCCCACCUCUCACUGCUUAUCUUGUUCAAGGGCUUCAUUCCAAAUCAUGUGGAAGGAAACAAUGGUGCUUCACCUGUGAAUUUGAGAGUUUAAUUAUGAAGGCAAAGGAAGGGAGUACUCCACUCUCUCCAAUUGGGAUACUAUCCCAGAUUCAGAACAUUGGUCGUCACUUCAGUAAUGGGAGAGAAGAAGAUGCGCAUGAAUUUCUGAGGUAUGCUAUUGAUACGAUGCAAUCUGUUUGCCUCAAGGAAGCUGGAGUACAUGCAUCAGGAUCUUUAGAAGAAGAAACAACUCUCAUAGGCCUUACAUUUGGGGGCUAUCUUCGAUCAAAGAUAAAGUGCAUGAAGUGUGGAGGCAAAUCCGAGCGGCAUGAAAGGAUGAUGGAUCUUACAGUUGAAGUAGAAGGGGACAUAGGAACUCUUGAAGCAGCCCUUCGACGAUUUACCGGCACUGAGAUUCUGGAUGGUGAAAACAAGUACCACUGCAGCAGAUGCAGGUCCUAUGAGAGAGCUAAAAAGAAGUUGACAAUACUGGAGGCUCCUAAUAUCCUUACUAUAGCACUAAAGCGUUUUCAGUCAGGAAAAUUUGGAAAGCUUAAUAAGGAGAUCAAGUUUCCGGAGAUUCUGAACCUGGCCCCAUGUGUGAGCGGGACAAGUGACAAAUCACCUAUAUACAGGCUGUAUGGGGUGGUGGUUCACUUGGAUGUCAUGAAUUCCGCAUUUUCUGGUCACUAUGUGUGUUAUGUCAAGACUAUCCAGAACAAAUGGUUCAAGAUUGACGACAGCACAGUCAAGGCUGUGGAUCUCGAAAGUGUCUUAACAAAAGGGGCAUACAUGCUUCUAUAUGCUAGGUGCUCUCCUCGUGCCCCGAGAUUGAUAAAGAAUUCAGUAAUACCAAAGAACCAUGCAUUCAAGUCAAGAUCCCACCCCUCAAGUCCUUGGAAUCCCCCUGGACCCAAUCCUCUAAAUGAUGAGACUUUUACCGAGAACUUAUACCCUAAUUGCAUGAGUAAGCCUCCAAUCCAGACAAUUUUGGAAGAGGACUCAUCAAGCGACAACUCAUCCUCUAUCUUCUCGGAGGGAUGUUCCUUCAGUAGUGAUUCCACCAAAUGGGACUCUACUAGCACUGAUAAUGAUUACUUUGAGUCCUUUUUUGGCGAUUUGGGACGCAGCUUAAGUAGCCCGUGGCGGAACUUGUCAGAUUCUGAUUCUUCCUCUUCGUCUUCCUCUCCCUCCCCUUUGUACUCAAGGCUUUCACAGAAUGUGGAAUCGGGUACGGAUGAUCGAGGCUUUUGGGGAAGAAGAUUACCAAGUGUGAGAAGCAAUUGGGAAGGUAAAUCUAGUGAACCCUUUUUGUUUUCUGAUGACCAAAGUAAACAGUGUAGGAAAAGUAGUAGUUAUAGGGAGACUAAUUCAGGCAGAUUAGGAUCCUCUAACCCUUCUUUUAGAAGAUCAACGAGGGAAAGAACAGAAUGAGCCUUUUAUUAGAAAGUUUUUUUUUUUUUUGAAGCUAGAGAUGGGGGAAAAUAAGAGUUGGGGAGGAGGGGUUAGGGAGAGGCUGUAUAUGUUAUAGUAGUACUCUUGCUUUGGGGCUCUGUCUUUGGGAAUCAGCCAUCAUUUUGUCACUCUCCUCCCCUUUAUAUGUAUAGUUUAUAUAUAAGAUGCAAUUAUUCCAAAUUUGUACAGAGGGAUGGGACCUUCAAAUAGAUGACCUUUCUAAUUAUCGACAUUAAUCUUUAGAUUUAUUCCUUGGCA